This is a messenger RNA of Colletotrichum costaricense, 2703 nucleotides long. RefSeq lists its product as uncharacterized. NCBI's taxonomy places the organism in Eukaryota, Fungi, Ascomycota, Sordariomycetes, Glomerellales, Glomerellaceae. Gene Ontology annotation, biological process: monosaccharide transmembrane transport. The record is from RefSeq and is a predicted model, not a curated record. Bases 1 to 2703 code for a protein of 900 amino acids. The transcript is spliced from 6 exons. Gene Ontology annotation, cellular component: membrane. Gene Ontology annotation, molecular function: oxidoreductase activity; hexose transmembrane transporter activity.
AUGGCUACCUUCAAAGCAUCCAAGAUCUUGGUGUUCGGCGCGACUGGCCAGAUUGGUGUUUUCAUCACAGCGGCAUUGCUAGAUGCCAGCCCCUCUUUUGACCAAAUCACCAUCUUCACAUCGCCGACCACAGUGGAGAGGAAAGCAGACUUGCUCGAUGACUGGAAGAAGAAGGGACUGAAGAUCAUCGCCGGCGAUGUCGACGACACGGAGCAAGUCAAGGCGGCUUACAAGGAUGCCGAUACCGUUAUAUCUGCGCUGGGUAGAAAUGUGAUUGAGAAGCAAAUCGAUCUCAUUAAAUUGGCCGAGGAGACCGACUCUGUCAAAUGGUUCUUCCCCUCCGAGUACGGAACGGAUAUCGAAUACGGUCCCAAGAGCCCCAAUGAGAAGCCUCACCAGGCCAAGCUCAAGGUACGCAAGUACAUCCGCGAGAGUGUUCAGAGACUCAAGUACACGUACCUGGUAACGGGCCCUUACGUCGACAUGUUCUUGACUUUGCCGUCGAUUGCGCAAGAGGCUGGCGGGUUUGACACAGCUGCCCGUAAGGCAGUCCUGAUUGAAGACGGCGAAGGGAAGACUGGUCUUAUCACCAUGAAAGACGUUGGUACAACAUUGGUGGCAUCACUUCGUCACCCCGAGGCAUCCUUCAACCAAGCUCUCAAAGUUCAGUCCUUCGUGGCGACCGGCAAGGAAAUUGUGGCCGAGUACGAGAAGCAGACUGGAGAGAAGUGGGAAAUCGUCUAUUCGUCGCUGGAGACCUUGAAGAAAGCUGAGGAGAAGGCGUGGGCUGAGGGCAUCCCUUACGCCACCAUCUUUACCUUGCGACGCAUCUGGGCUGAGGGCGGCACUUUGUACGACAAGACUGACAAUGAGAGGAUCGGGCUUGGACCAAACGACGUUGAGAGCUUAGAGAUCGCUGUCAAGAGAUCACUGGAUACAUUAUUACUGAACCGGAUCCCGGCCCGCUCGCGGAUCCUGGAACAGCGCGGCGUGCCAGGGACUGUAGCUGCUAGCGGCGCUGAAAUGCGUAACAGCGACGUGUGGCAGCUGUGGCAGCUGUGGCAUGUGGGCAGCUUCCCCAUGACCACCGGCGACUUCCCCAGCUUUCCCAACUUCGCUUUGUCGUCCCGACUGCCCCCCUCUCGAACGAGGCAGCAUCCAGCGUCGUUCGCCAACAUGGCUCCUUCGGGUCUUCGACAGUGCAUGCACGAUGUCAGCCUAUACUUGCUUGUCUUAAUUUCUGUCUCGACUUUGGGCCCCCUGCAGUUCGGCUUCCACCUUGCCGAGCUCAACGCCCCUCAAGAUGUCCUUACCUGUCGAAAGAAGUCAAUUGCGGCCAAGGGAGUGAAGCUUACAUGGGUGCACUCGAAGGCGCCGGACCCCGAGCCCUGGCUCCCCGAGUGUAUUCCCAUGUCUGACGCCGUCUUCGCGACCGUCUCCUCCAUCUUCACUGUCGGUGGCCUGCUCGGUGCUCUUUGUGCCGGCCCCUUGUCUUCGAAGCGCGGCCGACGUCCUGCUAUGCGAGUCACGUCCAUUUUAUACAUUAUCGGUGCCAUUAUCGAAACCCUCGCUGGAGGUGCUGCUGCUCUGGCAAUCGGCCGAUUCUUCACGGGUAUGGCGGCUGGCGCGUCUACCGUCAUUGUUCCGCUGUACAUCAGUGAAAUCGCGCCGCCAAAGGAGCGCGGUCUGUUUGGUGCCAUGACUCAGGUCUCCAUCAACGUGGGCAUUCUUGCCGUCCAAACUCUGGGCUUCUUCCUGAGCUACGGGAAGGCUUGGCGCUGGAUCUUGGCUGCCGGCGUCUUCAUUGCGUUGGCGCAGGCUUCCGGCCUCAUGUUGAUUCCUGAGAGCCCGGCGUGGCUGGCUGCCAACGGCGACGUCCCGAAGGCUCGCCGUACUCUGCAGCGUAUCCGUGGCAAGGACUUCGACAUCAGAGAGGAAGUCGAGAGCUGGGAUGGGGAAGUGAACGCUGAGCAAGAGGGUCUCUUGGCCCAGAGCGACGACGUGCCGCCAGUGUCUCCUGGCCUGCCCAAGCACACCUCGCCUGUCCAUCUUGGAUUCUUCGACGUGAUCAAAGACCCGCUUCACCGACCUGCUAUCGCCGCUAUUAUCGGCAUCAUGUUUGCCCAGCAGCUGUGUGGCAUCAACUCUGUCAUCAUGUACUCGGUAUCUCUCCUGAACGACUUGUUGCCCGUCAGCUCCGCCCUACUGACGAUUUUGAUUUCUGUCAUCAAUCUCAUUACGACUGCGGCUUGCUCUCCGCUGCCGGACAAGCUCGGAAGAAAGACCUGCAUCCUGGUCUCCAUCAUUGGACAGGGAAUCAGCUCGCUGGUUCUUGCUCUUUCUAUUCAGUUCGGGGUCAAGAUCUUGUCGGCUGUGUCAGUCGUUUCAUUUGUAGCAUUUUUCGCCGUUGGCCUUGGACCAGUUCCUUUCAUCCUUGCGUCCGAAAUGGUUGGACAAGAGGCUGUUGGCGCUGUCCAGUCCUGGUCUCUAGGAUCCAACUACAUUGCAACCUUCCUGGUUGCUCAGUUCUUCCCGAUCGUCAAUAAUGCCUUCAACAAUUGGCUCGGAGGAGCUGGCUGGGUGUACUUCCUCUUCGCCGGCUUCGCUGCACUUUUUGCCCUGUUUGUUUCGGUCAAGGUGCCCGAAACCAAGGGCAAGAAGGACGCGGACGAAGUUUGGGGACGCACUAGACGGCUCGACUAA